Racocetra fulgida is the source of this 783-nucleotide messenger RNA. NCBI's taxonomy places the organism in Eukaryota, Fungi, Glomeromycota, Glomeromycetes, Diversisporales, Gigasporaceae. The record is from the annotation of a GenBank genome assembly.
AUGGAAGUAGAAAUGUAUGUAGAAAUACCCAAAGGUAGUUCCAAUAAGUAUGAGUAUAAUCCAAUCACCAAAAAAUUAGCAUUAGAUAGAGUUUUGUCAGUAGCCAUGUAUUAUCCAGAAAAAUAUGGUCUUAUCUUUGGAACUUUGGCACCAGACGGAGAUGAAUUGGAUGUUAUUUGUUUAACUGAGAGAACUGGUGGGGCAGGAGAAUAUAUUAAGGUGCGAAUUAUUGGGGUUUUAAGAAUGAUUGAUAACGGCGAACAAGACGACAAAUUGUUGGCAGUUGACAUUAAUGAGCCUGAACUAAAGCAUAUUCGGAGAUUAGAGGAUAUUCCUGAAUUACGAAAAAAAAAAAUUAAACAUUUUUUUUCUCAUUAUAAAGAUUUAGAAAAUAAAAAAGUACAAGUCGGAGAAUUUGAAGAUCAAGAGCAAGCCGAAAAAUUAUUAAAACAUGUGAGGUUUGUUUACAUUGUUUUAAAGGAAAAAAAUAAAUCAACAAAUAUGUCAGAAAAUAAUAAAAUUAAAAAGUUUAAAUACCCAAUUGGGAAAUGUGAGGCUUUACAAUGCUAUUUAAAAAAAGCAGAUAAAGAGGAUAAAGAACUUGUAGGCUAUAGUUUUCAUAAUAUCCAAAUGGUAGACACAGAAAAAAAUACUGUUAGGCCAACCGGAGAAAGAGAAAAGAUACCUACUUGUUUAAAAUGUUAUCUUUCUGAAAAACCGAUGAUGGAAAAUAGAAUGGCCGAGGAAAAGAUAAGAAAUCCCGGCAUUAUCCCUUAUAAAUGA